AUGACGUCAAUCAAACCAUUCAAAAUGGAGGAUCUAUUUCACCUCAACACGGUCAACUUGGAUCCAUUCACUGAAAACUUCAACCCGCUGUUCUAUCUCUCGUACCUCUGUGAUUGGCCUGAUCUUUUUUUCAAAUCUGUGGAGGAAGAUGCCUCUAGUCCCACUGGUCACCAAAUAAGUGGAUACAUGAUGGGAAAAACCGAGGGAAGCCUAUUGAAAAAGGAGUGGCAUACACAUAUUACGGCCGUGACGGUUAGCCGCAACUACCGCCGGAUUCAUCUUGCAUCUGAUCUUUGCAGUCGUUUGGAGAACAUCACGGCGGUGGCUCCACACGAGACCCUUUUUGUAGAUUUGUUUGUGAAGGUCACCAAUACAACCGCACGCAUCUUGUAUGAGAAAUUGGGCUACUCAGUGUAUCGACGAGUCGUUGGAUACUACGGCUCCACGUAUCCCACCGAUCGAAACAAGCUCAGCGAUGACGAUGAUGCAUUCGAUAUGCGCAAGUCAUUACCACGCGACGUUGACAAUGAGACGGUGAGGAAGAACGGAGAGAAGGUUUAUGUGCUUCCCGCAGAGGUGGCCUUUUAG
This is a messenger RNA of Australozyma saopauloensis, 588 nucleotides long. RefSeq names its product peptide alpha-N-acetyltransferase complex B subunit. Gene Ontology annotation, cellular component: NatB complex. Gene Ontology annotation, molecular function: protein-N-terminal amino-acid acetyltransferase activity. The transcript has a single exon. Bases 1 to 588 code for a protein of 195 amino acids. The record is from RefSeq and is a predicted model, not a curated record. Gene Ontology annotation, biological process: N-terminal peptidyl-methionine acetylation. NCBI's taxonomy places the organism in Eukaryota, Fungi, Ascomycota, Pichiomycetes, Serinales, Metschnikowiaceae.